GAGUGCGGAGUGUCCCGCACAGUACGGAACUGAGUCAACGCAUUUUUCUGAUUCAAGAAGGGUAGGGUAGGGCGCAAGGCGGCUGGCCCCCGCAAAGAGAGCUACACAAGUCGGCUAGUUCCCCAGCUGAAGCGGUCAGCUAUCGAAAGCAGUUGAUGUCUUCAGAUGACAUUUAAGACUUCACUGUGUAUUUAGUUGGUUUGACGCUAAUUCUCCGUUGGUCGUCUGAAAAUCACAACCCGAAAAAAUGUCAGAUCCUGUGGUGGCCGACACUCGCCGGUUGAAUUCCAAGCCCCAGGACCUGACUGAUGCUUACGGUCCCCCCAGCAAUUUCCUGGAGAUAGACGUUUAUGAUCCACAAAUCGUUGGAGUCGGACGGGGCCGUUACACAACUUACGAAGUUCGCAUGAGGACGAACCUUCCCAUUUUCAAAUUAAAGGACUCCUGUGUGAGGAGAAGAUACAGCGACUUUGAGUGGUUAAAGAAUGAGCUGGAAAGAGACAGUAAGAUUGUUGUACCACCUCUGCCGGGCAAGGCCCUGAAGAGACAGUUGCCCUUUCGCAGUGAUGAGGGUCUUUUUGACGAGUCAUUCAUUGAGGAGCGAAGAUCGGGCCUGGAACAGUUUAUCAACAGAAUUGCAGGUCACCCCUUGGCCCAGAACGAGCGCUGUCUUCACAUGUUUCUUCAAGAGGAAACCAUUGACCGUAACUACAUUCCUGGAAAAGUAUGAAUGAACUGAGAUGUGAUUUUGAUGAUGACCUCCCAAAGUCAAGCAACAUGUAGCAUCAUAAAAAUGAUGGCGACUCCAGUCACUCCAGUCGCUGUUUUCUCCCCUGAGUUUGAUAUUUCUGGACAUGCUCUUACACAGGAUUGUUUCACAAAUACUUGUUGAGUUGGGCAAAUAACCAUGUCUAAGCACUGUGAUAAGAGAUUUGUUAUAUGAACAGACAUUCAUUGUUUAAAGGCAGUAACAGCAUCUGGUUUAUUGAGCUAUAAAAUGAGGCUUGAUUUUCUUUUUUCUUUUCUUUUCACCUGUAUUCUUCUUUCUCUCAGCAUUAUCGUGAAGUGUAUUAAUACGUUUCCAUCAUUGCAGGAACUUCAUUGUUAAUUCUGUCCACUAAUUAAAUUUCCUGCUGCCUGCUG
Molecule: messenger RNA, 1143 nt
Organism: Pundamilia nyererei
Lineage: Eukaryota; Metazoa; Chordata; Actinopteri; Cichliformes; Cichlidae
Gene: snx12
Product: sorting nexin 12
Exons: 6
Coding region: 248-730 (160 amino acids)
Biological process (GO): late endosome to Golgi transport; endocytic recycling
Cellular component (GO): retromer complex; early endosome membrane
Molecular function (GO): phosphatidylinositol-3-phosphate binding
Source: RefSeq, a predicted model, not a curated record